This is a messenger RNA of Aspergillus bombycis, 297 nucleotides long. RefSeq names its product amino acid transporter. Bases 1 to 297 code for a protein of 98 amino acids. The transcript is spliced from 4 exons. Lineage: Eukaryota; Fungi; Ascomycota; Eurotiomycetes; Eurotiales; Aspergillaceae. The record is from RefSeq and is a predicted model, not a curated record.
AUGCAGUUCCUCAUUGUCGCCGCUUCUUUCCUCGCUGUUGCCACCGCCAUCCCGGCUUCCAACGGCAUCUCUGCCACCAACAUCCAGAGCGCUGCUGAUAUCAACAACAUCGCCUCUGCCUGGACCAAGGCCAAGGAAGAUGAUGGAUGCAGCUGGCUCGCUUGCAUCAGCUCCGUCGUUGGACAGAGCGCCACUUGCGCCGCUGCCGCUGCCGAGCUUGCUCUCAACCCCAUUGCCGAUGUUGCCUGUGUCGCAGGACUUGGCACCAUGACUGUUGCUUGCAAGCCUUGUGUCUAA